This is a messenger RNA of Dracunculus medinensis (Guinea worm), 1029 nucleotides long. NCBI's taxonomy places the organism in Eukaryota, Metazoa, Nematoda, Chromadorea, Rhabditida, Dracunculidae. The record is from the annotation of a GenBank genome assembly.
AUGUUCAUCCAAAUUCUUUGCGCUUGUUUCUCCCUUCACUUCGUGUAUGCCAUACCGAUAGAUAAUGGAGUAAUUGGUAUACCAGAAGUUGACUGUGGACCAAACUCAAUAGUCAAUAUAUUUGUGGCGACGAAUGAACUUAAGCAUUUUAUAGAAUCUACUUUAGGAAUAACUUUCAAUGUGCAAAAACAAUUCGAAGGCCAUGUCUAUGUAAAAGGAUUAAACAAUAGAAAUGAAUGUCGCAGUGAUGGAAGCGGGCAAACAGUGGCCGGAAUAGAAUUGCCAUUUGAAUCUUGUAAUGUAGCCCGUAUACGAUCAUUAAACCCACGAGGGAUUUUCGUCACCACAACUGUUGUUAUUACUUUUCAUCCACAAUUUCUUACAAAAAUUGACCGAGCUUAUCGAUUACAAUGCUUUUAUAUGGAGGCAGAUAAAACAGUUAGCACGAAAAUUGAAGUUUCUGAAAUCACAACCAUAUUCCGUACUCAGUUGAUACCAAUGCCAAUUUGCAAAUAUGAGAUUCUAAACCGUGAGCUGACCGGCGAGCCAAUUUUAAAUGCUGUGAUUGGCCAGCAGGUUUAUCACAAAUGGUCUUGCGAUUCCGAAACAUUGAACACGUUUUGUGCCAUCGUACAUACUUGUUUCGUAGACGAUGGGGCAGGUGACAGAGUGGAGUUAUUAGAUACAAAAGGAUGCGCACUUGAUAAAUACCUUCUUAAUAACCUUGAAUAUCCAACUGACUUGAUGGCUGGCCAAGAAGCACAUGUCUACAAAUUUGCUGACCGUCCGCAGCUUUUUUUCCAGUGCCAAAUCCGUAUAACGAUAAAAGAGCCAAACAGUGAUUGUGAACGGCCGAAAUGUGAGGAGCCAUUAGGCUUCGGCUCGCAUCGAUCAAAAGAACAAAGUCGUUUUAAAAGAAGGUCAAUCCAAAAUAGUGGUUAUGAUGAGAAUAUCGUCGAUACUCGUGUCGAUAUCAGUGUUUUGGAUAUAAUUGACCAGGUCAGUCAAUCUAUGUAUAUAUAUAUUUAA